AUGUAUUUCAUAUUCGCACUAUUAUUCAGUUUAGGAAUAAUUAUUCAGGAGGCAAAGUCAAAUGAUUCAGUUCCACUUCAUUAUUCACAUCUCAUAGCACCAACUAAAUCAAUAUUCUGUCAUGCAAACGAUUGGUGCCAUAGGCGAAUGGGAACAAAUGGCAAACGUUUUCGAUUACCACUCAGAGAAGACAUUGAACAUUUGCGUGAUAUUGACAAUAUUGGGGCAUUUUGGUUAGGCUAUAACGCCUUCUACAAUUUUCACAAUGCUACAAAACUCAACUGGUGGUAUCGUGAUUCAGUGUCCUCAACACUAAAGAAAGCCAACAUGAAUAAGUUAAAGAUUUCAGGUGGUCUUAAAUCGUCUGAUCCUGGAAGUGUUGAAUUAUGUUUAAUUCACACAGCGUCUACGAAGACAAGUGAAUCUGUAGAUUGUAGAUUAACGAAAACGGUUUUAUGUGUUGAUGCUCCUUCCAUCGGACCAUCGAUAAAACAUCAGAAUACUGAUUCUUCGAUUGUAGUUAAAAAGUUCAAAUCUGAUAAGAUAAGUAGUCGUAAGAUCAUAUCGACUACUGAUGGGAGAGAUGGCUGUUUCGUGAAGAUACGUUCAAAUAAUUUACGUAGAUGCACCGUGGAGUGA
Molecule: messenger RNA, 639 nt
Organism: Trichobilharzia regenti
Lineage: Eukaryota; Metazoa; Platyhelminthes; Trematoda; Strigeidida; Schistosomatidae
Source: the annotation of a GenBank genome assembly